Molecule: messenger RNA, 848 nt
Organism: Chondrus crispus (carragheen)
Lineage: Eukaryota; Rhodophyta; Florideophyceae; Gigartinales; Gigartinaceae
Product: Translation initiation factor eIF5A
Exons: 4
Coding region: 115-576 (153 amino acids)
Biological process (GO): positive regulation of translational termination; positive regulation of translational elongation
Molecular function (GO): RNA binding; translation elongation factor activity; ribosome binding
Source: RefSeq, a predicted model, not a curated record
UGCCCGUAUUAGACUGCUCCCCGCCGUCGGCCGAUUCGGUAGAGAUCACCUCAUCGUCUAUUGUUUCCUUUCUCCCGUCUCCGUCGACUUCUCGCCUUUCCCCCCUCCAACAUCAUGUCUGAGCACGACUCCGGCUCCUCCGGUGCCUCCAACACCGUCCCCGUUCAGGCAGGUGCCUUGAAGAAGGGCUCACAUGUUGUUAUCAAGGGGUUUCCGUGCAAAAUCAUUGACUACUCCACCUCCAAGACCGGCAAACACGGCCACGCUAAGGCCAAUAUCGUCGGUAUCGACAUCUUCACUGGCAAGAAGUACGAGGAUAUCUCCCCGUCUUCUCACAACAUGAUGUCCCCGGUCGUCACCCGCAAGGACUUCCAGCUCAUAGAUAUUGACGAGGAGGGCUACGUCACGAUCAUGGAUGACAAAAAUGAGACCCGCUCCGACCUUCGCCUCGACUUUGAGAACGAUGACAUUCACAAGAAGGCCAAGGAGGACUUUGAGGAAGGGAAGGAUCUUCUUCUCACGGUUCUUUCUGCCCUAGACACCGAGAAGGUCAUCGCCGUGAAGGAGCUCCAGUAAUUUCUGUGUACGCGCGCGACAACGCGUGCAACCGGAGUCUCUCCAGAGCUUUGAGUUGAGUUUCUCCAAUUACAGGAAGCUAUCCUCUAGGUGCGAGUUUUCUAGCAUCGCGGUGAUUCGGACUCCGCCGUGAUGGGUUUCGUAGCGAGGUACAUACAAAGACAUCAAUAGCAUUUGACUGCGUGAAGAUCGAGUAAAAAUCCACCGAGUAUCAGCUCAGCACAUUCCCGAUUGACGCUGUGGCCACUCACUGAAACGUGGUGAUUUUGGGA